This is a messenger RNA of Brachypodium distachyon (stiff brome), 1094 nucleotides long. Its product is annotated as protein BIC1. The coding region runs from base 330 to 785 and encodes 151 amino acids. Lineage: Eukaryota; Viridiplantae; Streptophyta; Magnoliopsida; Poales; Poaceae. The transcript has a single exon. Gene Ontology annotation, biological process: blue light signaling pathway. The record is from RefSeq and is a predicted model, not a curated record.
CUACUUCUACGGCUCCGGCCACGUCGCGAGGCGAGGGCAGCCACAUACAGGCGUAAGCGGCAGGCCACGCUCACCUCGCAGCCACCAUAGGAGAGCCCCAGCUUCCAUCUUCUUCCCCUCUCCUAACGUGUCCGCCUCUUUCCCCACCCGUCCCCCACCUCCUCCCAAAUCUCCCCUCUCGGGCACGCUAUUUAUAUUGGGGCGAGCGAGACAGCCAAGAACCUGUGUUGCUGCCAAAGCUCUGAAGAAGAAAUCACUCCUAGCUGUUUUAGUUUUAGCUACCUUUUCUAGCUAGCUGCGUGUGUAGCUCAGCUCGAUCAACCGGCUGCAUGGCAUUCAGUGGCCACGGCGUCGGCUUGGAGGGCUCGGAGAAGAGCCAGCCGGCCCGGCCCGAGACGACGUCAUCCGAUCACCAUGAGGCAGUGGUGCCCGAGCAGGUGUCCGCAACCGCAAGAAUGUCGACGUCCAAGGAGGAGAAGCUGCUGAAGUCGCCAGCCAAGGAGGAGGAAGGGGAGGAUGCUGGGGAGAGCACGCGGGAGAGGCUGAAGCGGCACCGGCGGGAGAUGGCGGGGAAGGUGUGGGUGCCGGAGCUGUGGGGGCAGGAGAAGCUGCUCAAGGACUGGAUGGACUGCUCCGCCUUCGACCGCCCGCUCGUGCCGGCCGGCCUGCUCACGGCGCGCCGGGCGCUCGUCGCCGAGUCCUGCGCGCGCCGCCGCCCGGCGCCCACGCCACGUGCCAGCUGCUCCGCCAGCCCUCCUCUCCGGGUGCAAAACGGCUGCUCCUGAGCGCUUUCUCCCUCGAUCUAGCUAUAUAUACAAAUGCACAUACAUAUGCCUAGCUUAAUUUCUUCUUGCUCGAAUAAGAUACGAACCCUCCUGCUUGCAUGUUUCGGAGUUGUGAAGGCCUUUUUUUAUUUAGUAAGUACUGGUGAUCGAUCAUGUGAACAAUAUUUGCUUUCAUAUGAGCUUAUUUAGCUUAUAAUGCUAAUAUUUCUAGAAACAAUAAUCUCGGUCCAUCGGUUGGUGCAAAAACUUAAUUAGCUGUGCUUUUAUCAGAUGGCUUUGCUAUGUAUAUACAUAUUUGAUGGUUGUAUA